UCCAGGAGACACUGGUUUGAGGGAAGAAGGACUAGAAGCAGUUGUGCUCAGCAGAGACAACACAGAGACACAGGGUGUGUGUGCAGACUCAGUGAUGGCACCAGCUGUCAACAUGAGUAGUAUGGGCUUGGACACUCUGGAGGAGGAAGAAGAGAAAGCCAGGUUUUUUGCUCAGUUAGAAGCAGGGGCCUUGUCAACAAUAGAUUACUCCAAGCUGAACAGAGAGCUGGACUCUACUAGUUCUACCAUAGGUACCAACCUCAGGAAAGCAGAGGAAGCCGAGGAAUCAGAGGAGCAGAGUCAUGGUCAAAGCAAAGCCAGAGUCGCAGACGCCACCAGAACCUCUCCAGGCUCUCCACACUACAGUGAGGACUUUGAGGAUGAGGAGAGUGGGAAAGAGCCACAGGAGGAGAAAUCUAAGGUGUCUCCAGUUAUUGCCAAAGGCCACUCAUACGUGCAGAGUGGAGGCUCAGAGAUGGAGGCUCUUCAUGAGGCCUACAGACAGAUCCAUGUUGUGGAGGAUUCAGACGACUAUAAUCACCAUUAUUCAUCUGUGGAAGGGGAAGAAAGGAUCCACAGACCUGUGUCUCCAUCCUUCACUCCUCAACAUGCCAGACAGUCUCUUCAGCCUGCUUCUACCAACGAGUCAGACAUACCCACUGCAGAAGAGCUGAUGAGGCCGAUCCGGCUCGGAGAGGACCACAUCAGAGGGUUCAGCCUACAGCCUGUCAGUGCUGUGGAACUUGACCAAGAACAAACAUCCUGCUCCUUGGAAAGGACAUUCCCAGAUGUGAAGCGACCAGGGAAGGCUGACCCCACCGCAGGGAUAAAGGGAGCCAAGGGACUGACUUCAAGCUCCUCAGAUCCUCCCAACCAUGACCUGACCUGGAGCAUCAGAGAGGAGGUAGAGAGGCUGAUGGAGGAUCACAACAAGUCUUCUCAUUACAUUUCCUCUCAGGCUGGCGAAGUGAAGAAACAACUGACCUCCCGCAGCUCCACCAUUUCUCAUCCUUCUACACCUCCACUGAGGAAACCCACCGUGGCUCCUGUGCGAGUCAGGAGAGCAGAGGGGAGACCAGCAGUGACCUCCAGGUCGUCAGGGAUCAGUAGAGCUGCUGCUACAGCCAAAAGCCGCUCUCCACAGCGUCCACAAAAAUCCACAAAGAACCAAGAAAAAGAAGAGGACACAGCAGAGCCAGGUCUGAGGGUGAGCAAUGAGCUGGUGGCAUCUGUGCAGUCUUUAGUGGCUGUGCUCCAGCAGCAGGCUGGAAACCAGGAAACCAGACCGACACAUCAUCCUCCAAACAACAGUAGGGAGGAGAACAGCUCUGUGGUGGAGGAGCUGAGGCUCCAGCUGGCUCAGAAGGAGAGGGAGCUGCAGAUGAUGAGAGCAGGAGCAGAGGAGCUCACCUCACUCAGACAGCAGAACUUCCUGCUUCAAAGCAAGCUGAGACGUGCAGAAGAAUCCAGUCAGAGGAAGAGACUGAGCGAGGACACAGAGACUGCAGCAGAAGACAAGCUCCAACACAUCCAUAAAGAAAUGAAGGAGCAGGAGACGCUCAUCAAAGGCUACCAGCAGGAGAAUGAGAAGCUGUACUUACAGAUAAAGGCUGAGCAGGCCAAGAGCAAAGCCAACGAGGAGGCCAUGUUUAAUGAAAACCACAGGCUGCUGAGUGAGCUGGAUUUCACCAGGGAGCAGCUGAGUAAAACCUCAAGGCCUGUGGGAAAUAUCUGUUUAAUGGAUCACACUCAGCGCAUCACAGACUUGUUAGCUCAAAUCACUAUGUUUCAGAGGAAUGAGGAGAAGCUGUCUGAGGACAUUCACAGGCUGAAGCAGGAGAAACAGGCUCUGGAGGUCGACCUGCAGCUCAUGAAGAAAGAGAGAGACCUGGCUAAAGCCCAGGCUGUCUCCACCUCAGGUGAUAAGACCUUUGAGAUGAGUGUGUUGAAGGACCAGCACAGAGAGGAAGUGUCAGCCCUGAGCAAGAAGCUGCAGUGGUUUGCUGAGAACCAGGAUCUGCUGGACAGAGACGCUGACAGACUGAAGGCUGCGACAGCAGAGAUCCGUCAGCUCAAAGAGCAGGUAGAGAAACUGAAAAUGGAAGUGGGCAGAAGAAGCAGCGAGCAGCAGAAAAAGGUGAAAGAGAAAUCAGUGGAGACGAAGAGGAUGCAGGAGCUGGAGCGACAGGUGAAGGAGCUGCAGCAGAUACUCCGACACAGAAACCCAAACUCCCUGCCUGCUCUGAUAUACGCUGCAGCCAGCGCUGCUGAGGACGAGGACUCAGCUAAGACGGCUCCGCCCACCGUCGCUGUGCUGGAGCACAGGGUCCGGCGCCUGGAGUCCGAGCUGGAGAACCACGACGAGAGCGCCAAACACAGUCUGAGGGCCAUGGAACAACGAUUCCACAGCGUCAAGCUGCGCUACGAGCAGCAGAUCUCAGAGCUGGAGCAGCAGCUGGAACAGAAGCAGCAGGUUGAAGGGGAAAGCUCAGCUGCUGGGAUCAAGCCCUGGAUGUCACAGGUUCAAACUCUGGAGGCGGAGCUACAACAGGUGAAGGAAGCCCACCAGGCGAAAGAGAAAUCUCUCGGCGAGCAGAUUGAGUCUCUCCAGCAGCAGCUCAAAAACAAGGUGAGUACUGAGGUCAUGAAGCCCCAACCAAGUCCGGGCCGCCACCAGCGUCAAGCCGAAGCAGCGUUUGGUGUCCGGAUAGAGCGGCUAAACCACGAGCUCGCCACCAAAACACGAACCAUCCAGGAGCUGAGCCGCACUGUGGAGAGACUGCAGAGAGAGAGGAGGAGCAUGCUGUCUGUCCCCAGCUCCCGACCAGAGACCUGCUCCCCAGAGACCAAGACCAAGACCCUCUCUGCAGAGACCAGACGACCACCAGGACCGACCAAGACCCUCUCUGCUGCUGCCAGAGACGCAUGUGGAGAGGAAGUCCCAGCUGCUCAGUACGAGAAGACCUACCAGCCCACAGUCUUCUCAGGGAGUCAUAUCUCUGAGGUUCUGCAGGAGAACGAGGCUCUGCGGAGGCGUCUGGAGCUGCUGCAGCUGCAGAAUGAACAGGAGAAGGAGGCGUUGAAGGCUGAAGCUGUACAGACCAAGGAGGAGCUGUGCAGGCUGAAGCAGCAGUCUGCAGAGCAGCUGUCCUCCAUACAGACUGAACACCUCAGGGUGUUAGACCAGCUGUGUGCCACCCACGCCCUGGAACACUCCUCCUCAAAGGUCGCUGAACAGGCCAAUCACAUCAACAGUCAGGAGGUCCAGGUGAAACAUCUGCAACAGCAGCUGGAGCAGCUGCAGGGAGCUAAAGAAGCUCUGGUGACAUCCAGGACCAGAGAGAGUGCUCUGCAGAGGCAGCUGAGCAGACUGCUGAAGGAGCUGAAGGAAGCUAAAGAGGCUCAGAGUCCAGAGGUGAAGCUCCUCUGUAGCCUGGAGAGGAAGCUGGUCACCAUGGAGCUCAGACACCAACACAGAGAGAAGGAGCUGACGCAGGUGAUUGGUGGAUCACGGCAGAUGCUGGAGGCCAACCAGCAGUCAGAGGUGGAGCGCUGGAAACAUCUGGCUCAGGACAAAAGCAGAGAGCUGGAGGCUUUCCGUCUGGAGCUGGACUCCAUCCUGGAUAUCCUGAGACACCUCCAGAGACAAGGAGUGGUGUUCCCCCCCUCCUGACCCCCCCACCACAGCCCCCCCUCAGUCAACACACACAACCUCUGACUGAUUGAUAGUCAGUGUGAUGUUGGUCAGACAUGGACUCCAGAUCCAGAUCAGUGUCUGACUAAUAUCUGUAAUAUUCACACAUCCCAUCUUUUUCUCUUUGUAGUAGCUUUGUAUUUUUUAUUUGUAUCACUGUAACUUAUUUAAUAUUAAUGAAA
Seriola dumerili (greater amberjack) is the source of this 3876-nucleotide messenger RNA. RefSeq names its product centrosomal protein 162 (gene cep162). The transcript is spliced from 25 exons. Lineage: Eukaryota; Metazoa; Chordata; Actinopteri; Carangiformes; Carangidae. Bases 95 to 3673 code for a protein of 1192 amino acids. Gene Ontology annotation, cellular component: axonemal microtubule; centriole; centrosome. The record is from RefSeq and is a predicted model, not a curated record. Gene Ontology annotation, biological process: cilium assembly.